AUGGCCUCCUGCAUAGCCACCGGCGUCCGCGAGCCCAGGGCAGCGCCCAGAAACAGCACCAUUGAUGAAUACGAGGAGAUCUGCUGCCUCGGUAUGGGCGCCUUCGGCGCCGUCUACAAGAAGGUGCGCCACCGCGCCACCGGCCAGAUCGUCGCCAUCAAGCGCCUCACCGACGCCGUCGGUUUCGUGGCCCAGAUACCGCUCCUACGAGAGGCGGGCUUACUGAAGAAGAGCUGCCGCGACAACCCGUUCGUCGUCGGCUUGCUGAGCAUCGCCCGCAACCCGGCCACCAUGGACAGCUUCCUCGUGAUGGAGUGUGUCGGCCCGAGCCUCUGCGACCUCCUCCGACAGCGCCACCACGCCGGGAUGCCGCCGCUACCUGAGGCGACCGUGCGCGCUGUCAUGUGGCAGCUGCUCACGGGGGCCAAGAAGAUGCAUGAUGGCCACGUCGUCCAUCGGGAUAUCAAGCCGGGAAAUAUCCUGGUCAGCGCCGACGGCACCAUCGUAAAGAUAUGCGACUUCGGGCUCGCCAUGGGCAUGGACGUGCAGGAGCCGCCGUACGAGGCCACCGGCACGCUGUGGUACAUGGCACCCGAAAUGCUGCUGGGAAAGCCCGACUAUGACGCCCGCGUUGACACUUGGUCACUCGGCUGCGUGAUGGCGGAGCUGAUCAAGGGGUCCCGUCUAUUCGCGCACUCCGAUGCAGCAAACCAGCUUGCCGGCAUCUUUGAGGUGCUCGGCGUGCCAGAUGAAACGGCAUGGCCGUGGUUCUCGUCCACACCGUUCGCCACCCAGAUCGUGCCGAUACAGGGGCGCAACCUGCUACGCGAGUUCUUCCCCGAGACGAAGCUGUCCGAGGAAGGGUUCCAGAUUUUGAACUGUCAAGCGGAUCCAACGGCCGGACACCUGCGCGUCGUAUCUCACCAGUCCACCGUUCCCUUCGCUGAACAAGUCGAGCCCAAACACUCCCCUCCCCUCCUCUCCUCCUCCGCCCCCGCCUUCUGCUCAUCCUCUUCCUCUAGAAGCGACGACGGUGAUGACGGUUUCGGGCACAGGCGCGGACGCGACCUUCCAACCUCCAGGCAGUCGCGCGCUCCCGGGAGGCCCAUUUCCGACGACGAGGGCCCGGAUCCCUGCGCCGCCACAGCAUCCGUCGGCCGCGGUUGCGGGGAGCCUGCGGUUCCCUCCUCUCCAGGCAUCCCGUCCUUCGCCGUGUUCUCUGGCGUCGGUCGCGGCCGUGGAUCCCCACUGCCUCCGCCGCCACCCCAGGACUCCCCCAAGCAACCGACCUUCACCAAGCCCUUCGACAAUGCUCCUGCGAGCCCUGAUCCGGAGCCUCCGAGCCUCGAUCCCUUCUCCUCAGCGCCGCCGCUGCCCCGCACGCUCCCGUUCUCCGGUGCCGGGCGCGGUGCCCCUCGGUCGCAGCAGCCUGCGCCUGAUAACCGGUUCAUCCGGCGCAGCGAGGCGGCGAAACAGGCUGCUCGCCGAGCCGAGCGGCCCUCGGCUCCCAGCGCGCAGCAACCGAAGUUGUCGCGACAGGAAGCCGUGAAACGUUUCACGGUUGAACUCCUGGGCGGCGGGGGCCGCAGCGGCGAAGAUGGCAGAGGUCGUGGUGGCGGGGGUCGCGGCUCCCGUGGCUGUCGCGGCCGCGCGGGCGGCGGCAGGUGGCCCGGGCGCGGGGACCGCGGGUCUGUUGAUGUGGAAGACGACCGGGAAGCGAUGUACUCGGGGGACAGCUUGGUGAUAGGCUAUAACAGCGUCCUCGGCGAGGACAAGGUGAAGAUUAUGGAGCACAUGGAGGCAACAGAUAAUGCGCUGCCACAUUCAGGCUUUGUUCGUUUACACCAAUCCCGCUCUGGAUUAACAUGGAUUGGAAUUAAAUCCAUGCCUCAAUCCAUGCCCCAAAAUAAUCCAUGACUACUUAAAUUUUUUUAUUCGGUUAAACCCAUCAUGGAAUAUAACCCAAAGGUUUGGGGAUUUUUUAAACUAUGGAAGACAUGGAUUCUAUCCAUAGCCCAUUAGGUAUGGAACAAAUCCAUGAGAUAUUGCACAAGUUUACAUUAGAAUCCAUGGAUCAAAAGAAUAACUAGCUUUGAAA
Messenger RNA from Zea mays, 2098 nucleotides. RefSeq names its product cyclin-dependent kinase C-1. The record is from RefSeq and is a predicted model, not a curated record. NCBI's taxonomy places the organism in Eukaryota, Viridiplantae, Streptophyta, Magnoliopsida, Poales, Poaceae. Gene Ontology annotation, molecular function: ATP binding; protein serine/threonine kinase activity. Gene Ontology annotation, cellular component: nucleus. Gene Ontology annotation, biological process: regulation of mitotic cell cycle; protein phosphorylation.